Lethenteron reissneri (Far Eastern brook lamprey) is the source of this 5369-nucleotide messenger RNA. RefSeq names its product putative transcription factor Ovo-like 1. Gene Ontology annotation, molecular function: DNA-binding transcription factor activity, RNA polymerase II-specific; RNA polymerase II cis-regulatory region sequence-specific DNA binding. Lineage: Eukaryota; Metazoa; Chordata; Hyperoartia; Petromyzontiformes; Petromyzontidae. The record is from RefSeq and is a predicted model, not a curated record. Gene Ontology annotation, biological process: epidermal cell differentiation; regulation of transcription by RNA polymerase II. Gene Ontology annotation, cellular component: nucleus.
UCUUCCAGGAUCAUUCCCCAAAAAUCCCACGACGACAAACAUUCGGUCCGUGCCGACAUUUCGAAUCCGUUCAGUUGUACAUGCAGUUACACAAUUGUGUUUGGUGUUAAUCCGAAGAACGGGGACAGUCCACACGGUUGUCCCCAACGGAGGAAAAUAGUUGCGAGAAUCCCAAGCGUGUUGCGUGGAAAUUUAGUGGGAUUUACCUCUUAAGAUAAAACGUUUACAACGUCUAAUUUUUUGUGUGUGAUUUUUUUUGUACCUUUCCUAUACUUUGCAGUCCUGUCGUGUUGUUUGAAUUGUUCGUUGUUGCGACGUUCUGAACUGCCCCGACUGGACACAAAAAAAAUCUUCAUAGCUCAUCGGAUUCCUCCAGCAUAAAUUAAUAUUCAGGCGGUGACGUCACCACGACGUUUGUGCCAGGCCAUGUGCACCUUGAGGCCACGUGUAGUGUUCGAACGCCCGCUGGCAGGAGCUCACGGGGCAGACCCAGCAGAGGCGAUGGUGACGAGCGUGCCGACGCCCCUGGCGUGGGGCACUCCGAUCGGUGGGUCUCCGUCGCACGCUGGCGAGCACGAGGCACCGCCCGUGGAGAGGCCCGUGGGCUCGCAGACGGCCGAGACGGCGCUGCCGAUGCACUACAGCAGCAACAGCGGCAGCGGCGGCGGCGGCUGCGGCAGCGUGGACGUCUGCAGCGGCAGCAGCAGCAGCUGCGGAGGCAGCGGUGGCGCUGCGUCACCGAUGAGCGACAUCACCAAGAUGGAGGACGGCGGCAUGGGCCACCUGUCGUGCCACCUGUGCGGCAAGGCGUUCCACCUGGUGCGCAUGCUCAACCGCCACAUGAAGUGCCACAGCGACAUCAAGAAGCAUGUGUGCAACUUCUGCGGCAAGGGCUUCAACGACACCUUCGACCUGAAGCGCCACGUGCGCACGCACACAGGGGUGCGUCCGUACAAGUGCGAGGCAUGCAGCAAGGCGUUCACCCAGCGCUGCUCGCUCGAGUCGCACCUCAAGAAGAUCCACGGCGUGUCGCAGCGCUACGCCUACAAGGAGCGGCGCACCAAGCUGUACGUGUGCGAGGAGUGUGGCUUCACGGCGUCCAGCCAGGAGGUCUUCGUCGUGCACCUCCGCGAAAGCCACCCCGACAGCGCACAGCUGCGCAAAGUGACGCGUCGCCCUGCUUGCAUCCAGACGGCGCUGCAGCCCAGCAACCGCUAAAUUAAAAUGUAUACAUACUUAUUAAUAUACACAAAACCAACGACGACAACAACAAAAAACUAUUUUGCAAAUGGUGCAAAAAAACGACAAGAAAGGAAAUCUGAUUUUUAUUUUGUGGAGGAGGCCAUUUUGUGCGGUUGCCAUUUUGUUUGGUGGCCAUUUUGUGGCAGCAAGGAUAUUUUUAUAAAGAAGCCAGCGCCCUGUCUUUCUCAGAAUGUGGCUUCCAUAAAUAAGGAAAUUGUAAUAAGCGUGCUUAUCCAUAAUGUUUUUUAUUAUCUUUAAAAAUAUAUCUUAUGAAAAACACAAAGCACUUAUCUUAGGUGGCGGUACCGUGCCUGCUGAUUUUGAUACAAUUGAGAAACUUGGAUUCCUCUGAAUGCUUUGGAAAGCUCUGCACUCAAAACUCCCAGUACAGUAAUGAUGUUCUCGUGCCAGGGCAGAGGAAUAUUUUGCAUGAAGAAUUGAAGCGAUAAAAACCCAUAUACAUAAUAAUCAAACAAAAAUUAUAUUUCCAAGCAGCGUGUUUCACACUCCAAUACUUGGGUGAAUACAAUAACGUGAAUUCAAACAAUUUAACAUCUACUGGAGGAAAAAAAACUGAGCAAUAUAUUUAAUGCAUUUAAUUCAAAGGUAUGUUUGAACAUAACAGGUUUGAUAUUAUGUUGUGUGAAGAUAAAUCCGCAAAAAGUGAUUCUCCUUUUAAAAACACACCAGGCAAACUUCCUUGUAAAACAAAAAAACCCGACCAUUCCAGAAACUCAUAUUUAAACAAAUCCUUCACGUGGGUGGGGAAUCUUUACAUCCACAUUAGCCUGCAUUGAUACCCAGUAUUUCGGGCAUUAUGCUACUGAUAAUAGUGGUAACAAAAAAUGCACACGCGCACACGCGCGGCUUAAAACUCAUUCGGCCAAGAACAGCAACAGGCGGACGCGUGCGAUUUGACCUCUUGUCUCUCGCCAGUGGGUGCAGCCACACACUUUUGACCAAACAAAAUACUUCACGACUCUUUUUUUUCCAUUCUUACAGAAGCGUAUCGGCACGCGCAGCGGUUAGCGCACAGAGAUAUGAACCCAGCUGCCAGCGUGAUCCCCCGCAACAGAUAACAAUCAGUGGCGAGUGGUGUCUUAACCGGUCCAAGGCGCAAUCCCCCCCCCCCCCCGCCUUAUCAACCAGCACUGACCAGCGUGGUGAAAUAUGGUCAAACAACCUUGGGUUGUCACCUUUGAGGUACCAAAAAACCGGACAUUGUGGCAAGAAGACUAUUUGACGAUACAGAAAGAGGGGAUAAGUAGAUGUAAGUGAAUAGUUUUGAUUGAGUGGUGUAUGAGUCUUGUUAUUAUUACACAUUUGACAAAAACCGGGACUUUUAAUGUCACCGGAAGACUUAUAGAUUUCCCAGACAGGAGCUACUACGAAAAUAGGGAUUAUCCUUAUUACAACCAGGACAGGAGGCAAGGCAAUCGUCCAGCUUUUGAUUUAAGGAAGGGCGGUAAAUAAUUUUAUUUCUAAAGCGGACUACCAGAGUGAUUGAUGGAUAUCUCUGCAGAACAUUUACGGGCUAUUGCCAACAUUUUACAAAUGUUUGAGACCGAAGUUUUCUUCUUCUUUUUUUUAAGGGAAAGAAAAAUGUGCUUGAUCAUCACCGCCUAGAUGCCUUCGCGUUACUUUGCGGACAUAAAUCUAUUAAACUGACAGCGUCAACUGCAUCGCUAAUACAUCUGAAGGAAUGCAGAGUUGCAGACUUUUAAAAAAUUAAAUCGCACCGAGUGAAGAGUUUGACAAAGCUUCAGGCCACAGCCUUCUGGGGGUGACACCACACCCACUGUAGUCAUAAAAAAAUAUGUUGCUCAGGUUUUUUUUCCUAAUUUUUUUUUUAUAUACGAGGUCUCCAAAGGCAACGGUAAAAAAAUAUUAAGAAACUGGUUUUGGUUCCAGUCAAACGGGGCUCGGGUGCGCGACUGUUGAAAGGCACUUUGAGCUGCGGUUCACGUUGUGUAACGUUCAAUGUAUUUGUUAACCGUUCUGAUGAGUUUUCUUUUUUUACAAACACUGUAAUGGGUGAUUCUGCGCAAAGGUUUAUCAUCAGCGCACGUUGCUUGUCGAUGGCACCGUGACAAUAACCGCGGCCUCGGUGUCACAGGGAAUGCAGUGGCACGGGGCAAGCGUGCAGCGGUGCAUUUAGCGCGUCUUCGCCUAUGUAGUCAUCAUCAGGCACGGUUUAUCUCACUGGGAUGCCACGAUGCCAUCGACUGCACGGUGGUCGCUACUUGCGGGGCACGUUCUCUCCAUUUGGCUGCCUGCAGAAUUGGUCAAAAGUGUUACAGUAAAAGCAUGAUAAAAAUAUAUACACACACAUACUCAGAGUUGAUCACAUCCAAGUGAGUUCCUCGUAAGAUUAGUGCACUUAUUCUGCUCUAAGUUGAGCACUAAAAUAGAGCGUCUUAAAUAUUAGCCGUAACGUUAGAUAUUCUUAGGUUUUUUCGGUAAAGUCACGUAGGUAAAAAACAUUAAAAAGUAAAAUAAAAUAAAAAAUCACGACGUUUCGGAGGCAACACAAGCUUCCGUCUUCAGGUGGUACCGUCACAGCCACGACAGCUGUAUCAAGUAAAUGAGAUUCACAGCUGUGUGGUAUGUAGUGUUCUCAAUUAUCUUUGGCCACGGCUCGUGUAUGUCCUUACUGGGUGGCGAGAGAAAUUAGACCAUUCGUCAAACAUAUGCGUAGGCAUAUACGUAACAUGCACAUGCAUUUACAUUUCAUUUCGUUCAUUACUGUACAUGCAACGAACCCAUUUUAAAAACUCACCCCAUUGAUGAUUUUUUUCUUAUAACGAAAUAUGUGCACGUAUACCACUGUCAUUGCAGUCGCUUAUUUUCUUGAAUAAUUUGAAUGUCUAUACAAUGUAGGCCUUACAUUAAUGUUUAUGAGUGUGUGUGUGUGUAUAUAUAUACUUUUUCAAUUCUAUGCAAAACCAGGAGUACGAUAGUUGAAUGGAACGGUUACUGAUUGGGUCAACUUUUCAAAAGGUUUCUCCAUUUUCAAGCGGCUUAAUUUCUUUCAAUCGAAUGUAGACUGUUAUUGAAUUGAGUUGUUUUUUUCGUGCAUGAAAAUAAGGACAAGCAUAGCCAUUUAUAUUUGGGGGGGGGAAACCUGUCAGGGUUUUUUGUUGUUGUAUUUCUUUUUUUACAUUUUUAUAAAAUCGCGAGCGAAGCUGUGAGUCUUCACACGAAUGAAUACUUCAGCACUGAGGACUUCGUUGGAUUCAAACCCAGAAUCUGAUCCACGACAGAUGUUUUUGCUCCAGAUCAUCCAAAGAAAAUGUGCACGUUGAAAACGGAUGCACUCUCGUCGUCUUCCUUUCAACGUAAUUCUUUCGGAAAUAUGAGGGGAAAUUUGAAAACAAUACACCGGAACUGUGUGUGUGUGUAUAUGCGCUUCGAAGAUCUGGAUGCAGAGUAGCGGUCUGUUGCUGUGAACAGACGGCAACGGAUCAGGCUUUAACUUUUUUAUUACCGAACAUUUUCUGGGUCGCUGGCAGACUGGUGUAGUAGGUGGCACAGCCCAAAGCGAGAGGUAUGCUGGUUGUGGUGUGCCGGGUGAGGAACGAAGCCCUGCGCAUGAUUGUGUUGUAUGGGCAGGCCCAUUAAAGGCUAUUGUGAGUUUUAAUGUGCAUGUCACCUAAUAUGAAAAAAUUGCGGUACACGGUCUUUGUGUGUAUAUAUAUAUUUUAGUCUAGAAUGUUUCAAUUUUUUUACAGGGUGACAUUCAAACCCCCUUAAUUUCUCACUCGGAUAAUCAUUGCGGGGUCAAUGGAAUAUUUGUUAAUGGUAUUUGGCAAGUGCUGUAUAUGUUGUAUAUAAAUCGGUAGCUCUGUUCCCACCCAUGAAUGAAUUCAGUUUGGGUUUUCCAGAAAACCUUCAUUGGGCCCAGCCGUACGAGCCAGCAGUGAUCAAUGGCUACCUGUAACAGCAGCCAUUCACAAUUCUACCCGAAUUCUGGAAAACGAUGACUGUAUUGAUUCAGCAUGGAAUGGAGUUACAGUGAAUUGUUGAAUUCGUUCCUAUUGUUUUUGUUCAUGGGAAACUUGCAAUGCUGUUGUUUUUUUUUAAAAAUUGAGUUUGCCUGGAGAAUGUAAGAAUUGUGAUGAAAACCA